AUGACUGUAUAUAUCCUUCCACGAGGCUGGUCCCUCCAGCCAAGCCAAAUCAAUACACGCACACCACCAGUGUCCUAUUGCAGCCCUCAAGCAAACAUACUGGAACUGGAAUUGUGGCACGAGUGGACCUCGAAAACAUAUGAUCAUUUCACCAAUGACAGGCAGAACGACAGCCGCCACAACUGGCAGAUCUUGGUCCCAAAGCUGGCAUUGCAAUGUGAUUAUCUGAGAAACGCCAUCUUGGCAAUUUCGGCCAUGAAUAUUGUCCUCGAAUCCUCUAAGCCAGUACCGGCAACUGCGUCACAUUACAUGCUCGCCGCCUUGGAAUAUCACAAUGCCGCCUGUCAAGCGUUUGGCAAAGUUGGCGAGCACACAAUACCCCGGACCAACAAUGACGACGAAACAAGCUUCACCACCAUCUUCGCCUUCUCCAUCAUCAACCUCGCAUUCAUCCUCGGCCUGUCGCAGUGUCACGUCACCACUAAUCAGGAUGUCCAAGAAGUCACCAAGAUCGUGGGAAACAUCACAAUGCUGUUCAGAGUGCUUCAGAGCUUCGGCUCCGUCAUCAGCUCAGGCCUCGACGGGUUCUCGAGAGGGCCCCUUCCCGUCAGCCAUGACCUAUUUUCCGCGUCGUGGUGCCGGGUGCUGGAUGAGGACACAGCAAUGGCACUCACGAGACUCCGGUGCAUCGUGGGGCGUGAAAAGGGGUUUACAGACGCUUUCAACGCCAGCGACGCCUAUUCGCGGGCGAUUAUUUGGUUGGAAAAAUGUUUCAGCUUCUAUAGUGACGAGAACAGGGAUGUUGUCCUUAUAUGGCCGAUGGUCUUGGAUACGUGGUUUAUCCGGGCGCUCGAGACCGGCGGAGACCAAGUCUGCAGGUUGAUUUUAUUGCACUGGGCUGUGAUGCUGCAUUGGUUCGGCCGUGGGAAGCGGUUCACGGGGGGUCUGGGUGCGAAACUGGUGGACGAACUGUCCAAGCCUAUGCUGGGGAAGGACGUUCAUUGGGAGGAAUGCAUACAUUUUGUGCGACAGCAAGUUGGUCUGUUGUAG
Molecule: messenger RNA, 1050 nt
Organism: Cladophialophora carrionii CBS 160.54
Lineage: Eukaryota; Fungi; Ascomycota; Eurotiomycetes; Chaetothyriales; Herpotrichiellaceae
Exons: 2
Coding region: 1-1050 (349 amino acids)
Biological process (GO): regulation of transcription by RNA polymerase II
Molecular function (GO): DNA-binding transcription activator activity, RNA polymerase II-specific
Source: RefSeq, a predicted model, not a curated record